GGGAAAUAAUCGAAUAAGCAACAUAUCAAGCCUUGCAACGUCAAGAAUCAACUAUGUGAGGGAAAUGUCUCUGACGAAAAAUCAAAUCGAGCAGCUACCAGCCGAAGUGUUCCAGAAUUUGAAUGUACUGUACGCUUUAGAUUUGUCCUUCAACAAAAAGCUCUCGUCCAUACCAGAUGGUGCGUUUUCUGGCCUCAAGAAAUUGGAAGUAUUGUUUCUGCACUUCAACAACAUCUCAAAAAUUAGCAGCCUUACCUUUGCUGGGCUUCAAAAUCUGAGGUUGCUGAUGCUUGUGAACAACAGUCUGGCUUCUCUUCCUGAAAAGGCUUUGGCUGAAAUGUCUUUGAACUUUUUGUUUUUACAUGGAAACCAGAUCAAAAACAUUGAUGCGAAUGCUUUUCGCGGCCUCAUUGAUCUGCGUUUGGUGUAAGUUGUAUUGAAUAGAAGUAAACUGAUAUGCUUUUCUUUCAGCUUCG
Molecule: messenger RNA, 476 nt
Organism: Pocillopora verrucosa
Lineage: Eukaryota; Metazoa; Cnidaria; Anthozoa; Scleractinia; Pocilloporidae
Source: RefSeq, a predicted model, not a curated record